Salvelinus namaycush (lake trout) is the source of this 2811-nucleotide messenger RNA. RefSeq names its product zinc finger protein with KRAB and SCAN domains 1-like. Gene Ontology annotation, molecular function: RNA polymerase II cis-regulatory region sequence-specific DNA binding; DNA-binding transcription factor activity. Bases 214 to 1860 code for a protein of 548 amino acids. NCBI's taxonomy places the organism in Eukaryota, Metazoa, Chordata, Actinopteri, Salmoniformes, Salmonidae. The record is from RefSeq and is a predicted model, not a curated record. The transcript has 3 exons. Gene Ontology annotation, biological process: regulation of transcription by RNA polymerase II.
CUCACAGGAAGAAAAAUAAGUAAACGGAAGUGAAGUGACCAAGAACAAUUUCCACGUUAGCGUUAUUGUUAUUUAGACGUUUAUUAAAACCCUGGAACUUAAAAUGACUAAUUUAACUGCAUAUCAUCACAUACUUACCGCAUGUAAUGUCUAAUUCGGGUUAAGGAAUUGGUUGAUAGAUGUUAUCUAGGUAAUGCUAGCUAACUGCUAACAAUGGCUAACUGUAUGGUUUUUCACACUCAAAUAGCCUCCAUCAUGGAGGUGCUAGCAAAUGAUGCGGUGGCAGAGAUCUGUAAACUCGUAGACGACGACUAUGCAGUGUUUCGUUUGGAAAUAACUCAAAGCCAGAAAGAAAACAGGGCAUUGCGGAGGAAACUACUGGAACUGAAGGUGGCACGGGAGCGCGCAGAGAGAACAACACGAGAGCGAAUCCUCGCCAGUCGUCCCAGUAGUGUCAAGAUCAUUGACAGAUACAGAGGAAUUGCAAGAGGUGAAGAACAUCUCACUGGAGGCCACAGGAGCUUUGUGAAGCCAGUGGGACACAAUAGAUUGAGAGAUGAUAAACCAAUCACUGUUGAUGAGGGGAGUGGAACCUCAAACCAGCACAUUAUCAUGAUAGAGUCUGCAGAGGUUGCAGGUCUUGGGGUCAAGCAUGAGAGGUCUGAAGGAGAGGUGGACCCACGGCACAGCAGAGACAUCCAGACUGGAGAGACUGGACCACCCCUUGUAGCCACGGAGGACCCCACCACCACCCCAGCGCAGCCUAGGAUCAGAAGCAGCAUCCCGGAGGUCAGUGGAAGGCCAGACGCCGUCCUCAAGUCAGAGACAGACACCAAGACUUUAACUGUAACACAAAGGCAUUUACACACAGAGACACUGGGGCUGGGGAGGCUGGGCUGUCCUCCUGCUCCCAUCUCAGAGUAUUUACUUUACGAUAACCCGAGCCCGAUUCAUUCCCAUCGAGACUCAGGUGACGAGACUGGCAAUGAACCGUCUUGUUCUUACACUACAGAGAUGGACCCUGGCAUGCCCUUGGGUUUAGAGACACAAACUGGUCCAUCUAGAGGUGACUGGAACCGGUACAGUAGUAGUGUAUACUCUGAAGGGUGCCUAGAUAAGAAAGGGGAGGGUCUGAUCGUAGAUGAUGUGAAAGUGGAGGGCGACGUUCCUCCCACAUGGAAUGCACAUAGUCACCUAGGAGACGGACUAUCACAGGGAAGAGAUUUCUUAGACAACAGGGAAAGCUUAAAGACAAAUCUAAAUGUCGCGACCCACUCCCCUUUACAGGCGUUCAGGGAUCGCGACCCAGUGUCCACGUCGAUGGGGCCUUCUGAUUCACACGGCCACGUCCUUUUCGAUCAGGUAUUGAACUCAAAAGACCGGGCUAGAGCCCAGGCUCAGGAAGGGGGAGCCACAUCAGGCAAUAGUAAAGAGAAAAGGUUCCUCUGCAUGUUCUGUAACAAAGGCUUCAGUUGCUCCCAGAAGGUGGAGAUCCACCAGAGGGUCCACACAGGGGAGAAACCCUUCAGCUGUACCCAGUGUCACAUGCGCUUCGCAGAGGCUGGCAACCUGAAGAGGCACCAGAGGGUCCACACAGGGGUGAAACCCUUUAGCUGUACCCAGUGUCACAUGCCCUUCGCCCAGGCUGGCAGCCUGAAGAGACACCAGAGGGUCCACACAGGGGAGAAACCCUUUAGCUGCCCUCAGUGUGAGAAGAGGUUCUCACGCCAGCACCAGCUUAAGAUCCACCUGAAGGUCCACACAGGAGAGAGGCCAUUUACCUGUACGCACUGCGGGAAGAGGUUCUCAGAGAGGAGCUGCCUCAGGAUACACCAGCAGAAAAACCAUUCCACUGUAUAACAUAGGAAGUAAUCAUUCCACCCAAUAUCUGACGUUUAGAUCAAACCCUGAUUUUAAAGACAAACUGGAAUUUUCAUUGUUGUCAACAAAAAAGACCCACAGAGGCAUUAGGAAUCACGAGAGUAACAGAUUUCGGCUUUUAAUAUUCCUGGGUAGAAUAUUGCAUCCAGACAUUGUGUAAAAUACAGUAUACGGCAGUAAAUACAGUGCCUUCAGAAAGUAUUCACACCCCUUGACUUUUUCCACAUUUUUUGUUACAAAGUGGGAUAUAAAAUGGAUUUAAUUGUGCUUUUUUGUCAAUGAUCUACACAAAAUGGAAUUUCUUACAUUUGUUUAAAAAAAGAAAAAUAACACUAACUUUAUUAGAAUAGUAUUCAACUCUCUGAGUCAAUACAUGUUUAGCAUCACCUUUGGCAGCGAUUAUAGCUGUAAGCACUUUCCACACCUGGAUUGUGCAACAUUUGCCCAUUUAUUCUUCUCAAAUUGGUUGUUGAUCAUUGCUAGACAACAAUUUCAGGUCCUUAGCUCCAUUAUGUUAUUUUUUUUAAUCCUGAUCAACUCAGUCCUUAACGAUUACAAGCAGACAUAAGCCUAGGAAGAGUAGUGUGAAUAUUGUAUAUAUUUUUUUAUAAUUUGAUUGUUUCUUUUUGCAUUUUUAUCUUUUAGUUUUGGCUGCUCUAGGGUUAGAUGUCUAUAUCCUGUGGUCUUGACUCUUAGAUUUGCAGGAUCGUGAUGAAGUAUUUUGGCUUGAUAGCUAGCUGGCUGUUUUGAGUCAAAUAAUUUGGCUUUUUGUUUUAUCUGUUUGGAAAUUUUACAACAAGGACUGCGUGCUGUGUCCAGAGGUAACGGAGGAAGUUCAGGGAAAGCUCCUAACCAAGGGGUUGAGUACUUAGUGGCAAGAAAAAGUUUGUAAACCCUUUGGAAAUACCUGGAUUCCUGCAUAAAUUGGUA